CGGCGUUGUCAAGCUCCGGGCAGCCAGGCGCCGGGGCAGCCUCAGAGCGUCCGAACGGGUGAGGGCUGCUCCCUCAGCUGACGGGGCCGACGCCGGAGCCCUCGACGCCGUCGACGGGUCGGUGGAAUCUCUGCCUGGCUUACUAGUGAGGGUGCGCCCUAGCACGUCGAACGCGACCCUAACACGUUGGACGCCGACGCUUCGGUCCUGGAACCAUGCCCGCCGUCGACGCCAGCGGGAACCGCAUCGCCCGCACGCUCGACGGCGGCCCGCCGCAGCGCGCCGUCUACAUCCCGUCGCCCGUCCCGUCGCCGGAGCCGACGCCGCGGAGCCCCGAGCCGACACCGCUCCCGACGGAGCGCAAACUGCCGCGCCAGGUCAGCCGCCGCAAGGUCGCGCCCCUGAGCCCGCCGACGAGCCCGACGAAGGCCGAGCGGUCUCGAGGGACUAUAAUAAAUGACCGAAAACGGGCCUCCUUCGACGCGUACGAGCCUUCCCAUGUGAAGCCGGCCGCCGUCGCGCUGAAGGACUGGGCGCCGACGACGGCCGUGGUGAGACGGCCCGCAGAACGGACGCCAGUAUGGGACGCGUACCACCAGAAUAACUUUCCUCCCCGUUCAAACAAGGAAGAAGGCACUGUCGAUGUCCGCCCGCUCUUCCGGAGCCACAAGGUCGCCGUGCAACGCCGGGCGGCGCAAGUCGGUUGCGUCGGCAUGGCGCACAACGACCCCUUGUACUUACCAGCCCAUACGGCCGCGGCCAUCGACGCGCCGACGCUCCAAAAGUUAAGGGAGGCCGGUUCUGAGUUAAAAAGGGGCAUCUGUGAACGUAAACAUGUGACUACUUUGAUGGAGUGCGCCUUCGAGAACCCGAUCGUGGCGUCGGCGAAAGCUAGGUAUUGCCGCGAGGAUUUGGGUUGUACUUCCAUGAAACAUUGUACGUAUCCAAAAGUGUGCGAGUGGAUCGCGCGCGAACGGAUCAAGCAGUUAAGGACGUCCAAGAGACCCUUCGGCGACGUCGGUCGACGGUUCAUCCCUUUGCCUGCUUGUUGUGAUAAUCCCGCCUGCAAUGUUUGCUCUGCCGCUCUCUCCCCACAGCAAGUCAACGCGCUCACACCGGAACUCCGACAGAUGUACGCCGUCUGGAAAGGGUUAGUCGGCCACAACCAAGCUGGUGUCACGCUACCCGGUACGACCGAAUGCUUGGAGUCUCAUGGUUUACCGAUGCCUCUCGAGGAAGUCGAAGAAGUUUUCCAGAGAUACGACGCCGAUGGCGGCGGCUUUUUGGACUUCGACGAGUUCUGUGGGAUGUUAGAUGAUCUACGGGUGGGCGACAAAAUAGUGAAAAAACGGGUCACGAAGUAUGUCCUCUCCGAUAAAUUGCGCUCGCAAUUGGAUCUGGAUGAUGAAACAGUCGCCUCAUUGACCGUAGCCUUCGGUCAGUUUGAUACGAGUGGUGAUGGAUUACUCGACCUCGACGAGUUCUCGACAGCCAUGCGCAACUUGGGCCAUGAUUUGACGGACGACGAGUUCAAAAGUGUACUGGGCCAGGUCGACAAGAAUAGGAACUUCGAGAUCGAUUUUGGGGAGUUCUGCCAGCUCAUGGGCAAAUGUGAAGAUGGACAGUUUAAUGUCGGGACGUCGGUACUACAAGGUGCCUUCAAGGGGUCGUUGGGGCUGGAGAAGAUCAAGAAGCAGGUGGAUGAAUUGGUGCGGGAGGCGACGGAUCAACAUGGGCGGAAGCUGGGGUACAAGAACCUGCCUCAUGGAGUCUCGGACUUGACGCUGCACGCGACGAAGCCCUUUCCCUCCCUGGAGGCGACGUUUUUAGGUGAAGUGCUGGUUGGGACGCCGUACGAGGGCCGCUUACUAAGACUGAGGAUUUCGGGCGACCACUGCUACCCCGUGUCGCCGCCGCGCGUCGCCUUUACACGCCGGGUCAUACACCUAAAUUUCGACGUCGCGCCUUCCGGCGAGACCUUCGUGUCGCAAUUACUAAACACGUGGAGUGGUAUGUGCGACGUCAAGUGGCUCCUGGAUCGCAUCGUCCAGCUCCUGAGGGAGCCGGAGCCUGAUUUGGUUCCGGCCGCGGCGCGGCCCGAGAACGCGUUAGCUAGGGACGGCGACGAGGACGGCGACGGCGGUAUUGACGACGAGGCGGGCGCGCGGGGCACGCAGCCGCUGGGCAACGACUUGAGAGUGAAACGCCAGGCGGACCGCCUCGCGGCGGAGUUGUUUCGUCUGCACCGGGACCGGCCGCGGAGAUAUAAGGCGCUCGCGCGCCAGCACGCGCUGCGAGACCUAGAGGAGGCGCUUCACGUGCCCGCGGCGCUCGACGCCGCGAGCGACGACGCCCCGGAGCUCCCCGUGCCGCCGCCGGCGGAGAGCUCCACCGAGGACGAGGACGAGGCAUCUGGCGCGGGGUCGCCCGCGCGGCGGCGGCGGGCGAAGAGCGACAAGCGGAGCGUGGGGUUCGCGUUCCCCGCUUAAGUUUACUGGUGUGUUG
Messenger RNA from Pelagomonas calceolata, 2505 nucleotides. The record is from the annotation of a GenBank genome assembly. NCBI's taxonomy places the organism in Eukaryota, Pelagophyceae, Pelagomonadales, Pelagomonadaceae.